This is a messenger RNA of Strongyloides ratti, 387 nucleotides long. RefSeq names its product NHP2-like protein 1. The transcript has a single exon. The record is from RefSeq and is a predicted model, not a curated record. Gene Ontology annotation, cellular component: small-subunit processome; precatalytic spliceosome; nucleolus. Lineage: Eukaryota; Metazoa; Nematoda; Chromadorea; Rhabditida; Strongyloididae. Bases 1 to 387 code for a protein of 128 amino acids. Gene Ontology annotation, molecular function: RNA binding. Gene Ontology annotation, biological process: mRNA splicing, via spliceosome; ribosome biogenesis; maturation of SSU-rRNA.
AUGGCCGAUGAAGUAGUAAAUACCAAGGCUUAUCCACUUGCUGAUGCACAAAUGACUCAAAAACUUCUUGACUUAGUUCAGCAAGCAAUGAAUUAUAAGCAACUCAAAAAGGGUGCAAAUGAAGCUACUAAGACCCUUAACCGUGGUAUCUCAGAUCUCAUUAUCUUAGCUGCUGAUGCUGAACCACUUGAAAUAAUUCUUCAUUUGCCUCUUCUCUGUGAAGACAAAAAUGUUCCAUACGUUUUUGUUAAAUCUAAGGCUGCUCUUGGUCGUGCAUGUGGUGUUACUCGUGCAGUUGUUGCCUGUUCAAUUACACAAAACGAAGGAUCUCAAUUAAAGGGACAGAUCCAAAAGAUGAAAGAAAAUGUUGAAAAACUUUUGAUUUAA